UAAUGUAAUGUAAUAAAGCAAAGCUCCACUCUGUAGUUUUCGUGCUUUGCUUACAAAAAUCGGAAAAUAUAUUAUGUACUAUUUUAAAUCAUGAUAUAGUGAUUUCAUUUAGAGAUUGAAAAAUGCUUACUUUGUUAAAAGCAGCUUCUUCUUGUGUGAAGAAUGUUGCAGCAGCAAUCAACCCUUUGAAUCACCAGAAAUAUCUCUUUACGAAUUUUUCACAAUGUGUGAAUAAAUACAAUAUCCCAUUGAAGCCAAGAAGUCUUUUUUCUAAUUUAGAUUCAAAGUCACUUUUGCCAGUUGCUGUCAAUAACUUCAAUAGCUCUAGAACCGUGACAAAAUUUUCUUUGAAAACUGGGAAAAGGAAGUCUGUUCAAGCAGUCCUGACAAGGUUUUACAGAUUAAAUUCGGGUCUUUGGAUUCGUCGUAGAGCUGGAUGUCAUAAACGUCUUUGGCGCAAAAGCGACUAUCAAAAAUAUCAUGGAAAGGAGCAUGUUUUUUGUACAAGAGCUCAGUGUAUAAUGUUUGACAAAAUGAUAACCAAUUAUCAUAAGAAAAGAAAAUAUUACAUUGAUGAUCCAUUUGAGCCUUAUCAAGUUAGGCAUAAUUAUGAUUAUGUUGUUCCCAAAUCAAAACAUAAUAAGUAUAAAUUGCCGAUUAUUGAUUAGAUAUUCUGUUUUUAAUCUAAAUUACCCCAACUUACUACUUUAGUAUUGUUAUACCCACACUACAAAUAAAAAAAA
Uloborus diversus is the source of this 743-nucleotide messenger RNA. It is a transcript of the gene mRpL35, whose product is annotated as 39S ribosomal protein L35, mitochondrial-like. Gene Ontology annotation, molecular function: structural constituent of ribosome. The coding region runs from base 123 to 668 and encodes 181 amino acids. Gene Ontology annotation, cellular component: mitochondrion; ribosome. Gene Ontology annotation, biological process: translation. The record is from RefSeq and is a predicted model, not a curated record. NCBI's taxonomy places the organism in Eukaryota, Metazoa, Arthropoda, Arachnida, Araneae, Uloboridae. The transcript has 3 exons.